UAGUAAGCGAGCCCUCUCAGUUAGGACUACAGUUCCCAGCGUGCUCCGCGCUCUGCUAUAGCGACACGUUCACACCCGGAAGCGGAGCCGGAGCUGCGUGCAGGAUCUGCUUGGUUGUUCUGCCAUGUCUGCCCCGGGUGAAGCGAAACCUAAACGGAUCCUCGUCACCGGAGGGGCCGGUCUCGUUGGGAAAGCCAUUGAGAAGGUCGUGGCGGAUGGAGAGGGCCGGCCGGACGAGGAGUGGAUCUUCGUGGCCUCCAAAGAUGCUGACCUAACGGAUGCAGCUGCCACCAGAGCGCUUUUUGACAAACACAGACCCACGCACGUUAUCCACCUGGCGGCCAUGGUCGGCGGACUCUUCCGGAACAUGAAAUAUAACCUGGAUUUCCUGAGGAACAACCUCCACAUCAACGACAACGUCCUGCAUUCGGCGUACGAAACGGGCGUGCGCAAGGUGGUCUCCUGCCUGUCCACCUGCAUCUUCCCAGACAAGACCACCUAUCCCAUCGAUGAGACGAUGAUUCAUAACGGCGCUCCCCACAGCUCAAACUUUGGAUAUUCCUACGCAAAGAGAAUGAUUGACGUGCAGAACAGGGCGUACCACGAGCAGCACGGCUGCAGCUUCACCUCCGUCAUACCCACCAACGUGUUCGGCCCUCAUGAUAACUUCAACAUUGAGGACGGCCACGUCCUGCCUGGACUCAUUCACAAGGUCUACCUGGCCAAACUUAACGGCGCACCUCUAUCCAUUUGGGGGACGGGGAAGCCCCGGAGGCAGUUCAUCUAUUCUCUGGAUCUCGCCCGGCUCUUUAUCUGGGUUUUACGGGAAUACGACGAGGUGGAUCCGAUCAUCCUGUCCGUUGGUGAAGAAGACGAAGUAUCCAUUAAGGAGGCCGCCGAAAGCAUCGUCGCUGCCAUGGACUUCAAGGGUGAAGUAAUUUUUGACAGCACAAAAUCCGACGGGCAGUACAAGAAGACGGCGAGUAACGCCAAGCUGCGGAAAUACCUCCCCGACUUCCGCUUCACCCCCUUCAGUCAGGCCGUCCAGGAGACUUGCGAUUGGUUUAACGCCAAUUACGGCCAAGCGAGGAAGUGAGAGCCGCGGACGGACGCCGUGGAGCGAAAACAAAGCCCUGAGACCGUAGAAGCUCGGCUUGCGCGUUGGUGGCAGACGUGGGAUAUGCCCGUCACGGCAGAGUUUGUUAGGCGGCCGCCGUCUUUGCUGGAGACUAAAGCGGGUUCUUUUUAUUAAAAAUGAAUAUUGAGCGGUAUCUACACUGUCUCCGGGGGGAUCCGUAAUCAAUACUGGGGAUACAUUUAUAGGGCUGUGCGUCUGCGCAUGAGCUGAGGUCUCUUUAAAAUAAUAUGGAACCGAUUCAAGCGGGGUGUAUUUAUUUUUACUACGUUUGGGGUCUGUACAGAAUGAAAGGUAUAGAUUUCGCUUUGCUGCUCACGCUCCAGGGCUAGUUUUUCUCAGCUGUUUUCUAAAUCUUGUGGAAAUUUGAUUUUUUUUUCCCCCGACUUCUGUGAUUUUGUUAGAAGUAACUUUUGUUAAAUAAAUAAAACCUGAGAUGGGCCGGGUGACUUCGCAAUGAA
Molecule: messenger RNA, 1596 nt
Organism: Spea bombifrons (plains spadefoot toad)
Lineage: Eukaryota; Metazoa; Chordata; Amphibia; Anura; Pelobatidae
Gene: GFUS
Product: GDP-L-fucose synthase
Exons: 11
Coding region: 125-1096 (323 amino acids)
Biological process (GO): nucleotide-sugar biosynthetic process
Molecular function (GO): GDP-L-fucose synthase activity
Source: RefSeq, a predicted model, not a curated record